Molecule: messenger RNA, 3553 nt
Organism: Brassica rapa (field mustard)
Lineage: Eukaryota; Viridiplantae; Streptophyta; Magnoliopsida; Brassicales; Brassicaceae
Product: SUN domain-containing protein 3
Biological process (GO): protein folding in endoplasmic reticulum
Cellular component (GO): cytoplasm; membrane
Source: RefSeq, a predicted model, not a curated record
CCUAUUUCCGGUCUGCUUGCCGCCGUUCACUCUCGGUUUUUGUUUAUUUUUGUGAUUUAACAAUUUCUCGAGUGGUUGGUCUAACACCCUGCGCGCGAAAAGCAGUAACGAGUAAGAUUAUUCAUGUAUAAACAUGAAUGGUAUUAAUGGAACUAUUUAGAAAGCCCAUCUUUGGCUAGUUAAGGAAUUAGUGAGAUAAGACAGAGGCAACGAGUUUUAUUUGUUGGAAUUAAUCUUCUUAAAGAUUCCAAAGAAUAUUUGAUUGUAGGUUUGAUUAAAUAAUGGGUUGGUAAAUUACGAUUUGAUCCAAUGAUCUUAGUCAAACAGAAAGCCGGAUUAAAGUGUAAACAAACAAAUUUAGAAUAAUGGACUUUUUGUUUUCAGAUUUAUUACAUUACAUUACAAACUUCAAGAAGAAGGGAAGGGAACAAAUCCAAGCUGGCAAUCACGUUAACGAGCCGAAACCGCACAAUCACAGCUCAUCAAACCUCGUGGGACCUUACCUCUUUUAUUGGCUUUUUACCCCCCUAAUAAUUCCAAAUCAGCAAUUAAGAUGAUGUUAUUUUGUAGUGGGUCACACGCAAUACACACCUUUUCUGGAUUACUAAAGAAGAAGAAUUAUAACUACUAUACGCUUCAGAACUAUGUACCUGCUUUUUCUUGGCCUCAAAAAUAUAUUUUUCUUUUUUUUCUAAUUCUUGCACAUUGACUGUCUCACUCAAGAUUGUGGUUAUAGAUUUCCAAAAUAGCUGAGGAUGUUAGAGAUAGUAGAAAAUAGAUAUAUACUGUCACAUAAAUCUAGGAGCCUGAGCAGGAAAAACAAUGCUACAACUUGAAUUGUACAAAAACAAGUUAUAGUAUUAGCACAAUAUUUGGGAAUCACAAAAAAAAAGGAAAAAUAUUUGAUUGUUUAGCGCUAUCAAAGUAGAGUAUUUUUUACUCUUGAAAAAGAAUAAUAAUAACAAAAUUGAUAUAAAAAAAAAGAAUAAUAAUAGUUGAUUAAAAGAAAAUAACAAAUUAAAAACCUUACUAAUAGAGUAGGGUAUGAUGCCCUUUGUCAACAAAAAAAAGAAAGAAAAGAAACCUUACUAAUAAAAAAAAAAAAGAAAAUCUAAAAAAAAUUGGAACAAGUCAUCGUCGUCUUCAUUCAUCCUCGUCGACUGGCCGAUGAUUUCAGUUUCAAGUCGCUUUUGACUCUUUUUGUUUUACACGGUGCAAACCGCUUAAAUCUCGUGUUAGUUUAUGCGUGACAUAGACCUACUCAUAAUAGAUUCUCCCAGAGACAAGAUAUUGCUUUCCCGUCUACGCCUCGUCGUCAGCGCAGAUCAUUCUCCUAAUAUUGAAUCCUAAUCGGCGGCGCUCUGGGGCUCAUCAUAUCUCCUUUCUUCGAUUCCUUCUCAGAACAUGUGUGUUUGCUUUGCUGAUGACAACACAGGGCGUCUGGUGAUCUGUGUGUCUAAUUCGUUUUACUGCUCUCCUCUCACUCUUUGGCUUUGGAUGUGCAAUGCAAACUCUUCUGGCUAGAAGAAGAGUUUCUCACAAGAGUUUUAAUGGGAUGAAGACGAGCUUCUACAAAGUCUCUCUGUCUCUUGUUUUCCUCCUUUGGCUACUCCUCUUCCUCUCCACCUUGUUGAUCAGCCUUGGAGAUGGUGCUAACGAUGCGCCUUUGAUUCACUCUGUUGGAAUAUCUGAUCCUGAUGAGACUGCUGUGCCUUUUGAUGCGCUGCCACUAGUAGAGCCUGAGGGAAGUGAAGACCAAGAAAAGUCGGUGAAGCAAGAAGAUACCAAUAGCAUAGUUUCAGGGAAAGAUACAGAAAGCAAAUACAAAGAUGAUUUUUCGAAUCAAAGUGAGACAAACAAGACAGAUACCAAAGGGAGUGAUGCAGGAAGCAAAGACACUGACUUUUCGAAGCAAAGUGAGAUGAACAAGACUGGUUUAUGGAAUGAUGCAGAGAGCAAAGACAUUGAUUUAUUGAAGCAAAGUCAAACGAACAAGACAUGCACAGGGAAUGAUACAGAAGACACCAAAGGCAAUGAGUUUUUUAAGCAAAUUCAAACAAACAAGACAGUCACCGGGAAUGGUACAGAAAACAAAGACAAUGAGAUUUUGAAGCAAAAUCAGAAGAUGAACAAAACAGAUCCAGGGAGUGGUACAGAAGAGAUCAAUGCUUCAAAGCCUGAUCAACUCUCACGUGCUGUUCCGCUUGGCCUUGAUGAGUUCAAGAGCAGAGCUUCUCACACUAGAAACAAAUCGUUAUCAAGUCAGAUCAGCGGUGUGACUCACAGGAUGGAGCCUGGAGGGAAAGAGUACAACUACGCAUCUGCUUCAAAAGGCGCAAAGGUUCUGUCUUCUAACAAGGAAGCAAAAGGAGCUACAAGCAUUCUAAGCCGGGACAACGACAAGUACCUCAGGAACCCGUGUUCUGCUGAAGGUAAAUACGUUGUCAUAGAGCUUUCAGAAGAAACGUUGGUCAAUACCAUCAAGAUCGCCAACUUCGAGCAUUACUCGUCCAAUCUGAAAGAGUUUGAGCUUCAAGGCACCUUGGUUUAUCCAACUGAUACGUGGGUUCACAUGGGUAACUUCACAGCUGCAAACGUGAAGCAAGAGCAGAACUUCACACUCGUGGAGCCAAAGUGGGUCAGAUACUUGAAGCUAAGACUUCUUAGUCAUUAUGGCUCAGAGUUCUACUGCACCUUGAGUUUAGUCGAAGUCUAUGGAGUGGAUGCCGUAGAACGGAUGCUGGAGGAUUUGAUAUCUGUGGAAGACAACAUGAAGGAGAAACCAGUAAAGCAGCAAGCAGUGUCCUCUGAAGGCGAUGAUGGUUCUGAUAGAAUCGUUGAGACAGAGAAGGAACUUGAGAGCUCACCCGAGAGUACGGUAGCAAAAGCUGAAGCAUCAAUGGCUAGUAAUAAGCUUACGGAGCCCGCCGAAGAGGUAAGGCGUCAUCAGCCAGGGAGCAGAAUGCCAGGAGACACAGUGCUGAAGAUACUAAUGCAGAAGUUAAGGUCAUUAGACGUGAAUUUGUCAGUUCUAGAGAGAUACCUAGAGGAACUGAACACGAGAUACGGGAACAUAUUCAAGGAGAUGGACCACGAAACCGAUGUGAGAGAAAAGACGAUUGCGGCUCUGAGACUUGACGUGGAAGGUGUGAAGGAGAGACAAGAGAGAAUGGUGAGUGAAGCAGAGGAAAUGAAAGAGUGGAGAAAGAGAGUAGAGACAGAGAUGGAGAGAGCUGAGAAAGAGAAUGAUAACGUGAGUAAGAGGGUUGAAGAAGUUUGGCAAAAAAUCGAGUGGAUGGAGAAGAAAGGUUUGAUAGUGUUCACCGUGUGUAUAGGGUUUGGGACUAUGGCGGUUAUUGCAGUUUUGGUCGGUAUAGGGACAGGAAGAGCAGAGAAGACCGGUGGUGGGGGUUGGAUCUUGUUAUUGAUUUGCUCAACAUUCAUUAUUUUCGUUUUGUCUCUUUGAUGAUGAGAAUUUUGGUCUUUUUUCUUUUCUUUUUUACAUUGUAGAGCCAAUGUUACUGAUUUAUAUUAAGUGCGUCUUAACCGGAAA